Poecilia latipinna (sailfin molly) is the source of this 2616-nucleotide messenger RNA. RefSeq names its product coiled-coil domain-containing protein 108-like. The transcript has 15 exons. NCBI's taxonomy places the organism in Eukaryota, Metazoa, Chordata, Actinopteri, Cyprinodontiformes, Poeciliidae. Gene Ontology annotation, biological process: sperm axoneme assembly. The record is from RefSeq and is a predicted model, not a curated record. The annotation marks the transcript as partial. Gene Ontology annotation, cellular component: cytoplasm; sperm flagellum.
GUUAGCUGAAUCCCGCUGUCCAGCCUGUUUGGCGUCUGUUUUUUGUCGAUGGAAGCGCUCCGGCAGAGAGACUGACGUCAAAGUAAAGUUCAAAACACACGCUCAGACUCACAGAGGCAUAUCUUCACUGAAACUGAGAAAAUGAAUGCCGAUUACGGAAGUUCAAAAGGGGACUGGUGUAAUGAAUCCCAGCUCCCUGAUGUAAAAGAAUAUCAAAUAGAACCCCUUCUCCAAAGAAACAUCUUCUUAGGCCUAGAAACCACAUUAGAUCUGACAUGGAAGGACUGGGUCAUUGGAAGAGAGUACACCAAGACACUGGUGAUAAGGAACAUCCGUAAUAAGCUGCAGAAGCUGCACAUUAGUGCUCCAGGGUCCAAGUUUUUCUCAAUUUUGAAUCCUAAAGUAGUUCUUCUCAGCCCAGGGACUUCAGUCUCCAUACCCAUCACUUUUAAACCUCUCCAAAAGUGUGGAUAUAACGACUGCAUUCAGUUUCAAGCUAUUGAAGGAAGCUUUAAAGUAUGCCUGCAUGCUGUACUUCCAAGUCAUAUUCUGAAGGUGCCCGAAUCUGUGAUGCUCCCCCUAUGUGCUGUUGAGCACUACACACUAACCAGUUUCCCACUAAAAAAUAUCAGUAAGGUUCAUUUGUCAUUUAAAUGGGAUAGUGCAGCUCCCUUCCAACUCAGUCCAGAACAAGGCCGGCUAAAACCCGGUCAGCAGUGUGUCAUCGAGGUGGACUUUCAGCCGCUAGAGGCGCAGGUGUACCAGCAGCAGGUGCACUGCACAUAUGGAGAAGAUGGCAGCAAAGCUGAUAGCUGCUGCGCUGUGCUUCUACAAGGGAUAGCCAAAUAUCCAUUUCUUCAAUUAAGAAUUCCCAAUGAAGAAGAGGAAAUCAUCCACGGUGAUAUUGAGUUGGACUUUGGGUCUGUGGCUGUUGGUCACAGUUUGAGUAAACAUUUUGAAAUCUUCAAUCCUUCUCCUGUUAGUGUGUGGUUUUCUCUAUCACAACUGCCUGGAGCGGUAGCCAUAUUUGGAUCACACUUCAGUUGGGAUGUCACCAGUGAGAAAAUAGUGCCUGGUGGUUCCAUCCAGGUUUUGGUUACUUAUUCUCCAACUGAGGUCGACAUAGUCUCUGUGGAGUACUUGUCUCUGAAUUAUAGAGGGUCACUCAGCAAAAGUCAUGUCAAACUCAUAGGAAAGUGUCUGGGUCCCGAACUUUGUUUGUCCUCCUCUGUGGUCGACUUUGGGUGUGUUGAAGAAAAAAGAUUGGCAGUACAAACAGUGGAACUGCUGAACACUUCCCCUGUUCAGGCUACCUACCAAUGGGACAUAGACAGUGCAAACAGUGUUUUUAGAGUUUCACCAGCAAGUGGCACUGUGCUUCCAUAUGGCCAAAUCAAAGUCAAUGUCUCCUACAAACCCACACAACCUAUGCCACACCACAGAAGAGUGGCAUGUCUCAUACUCCUCAGGGAGCCUCUGUUUCUGGACUUGAUUGGUACAUGCCACCCAGAUUUUCAGAAGCCAGUCGCAUUAACACUUGAGCACUUGGUUGAGUACAAGUAUAAGUUGUGCUGUAUGAGUAACUCAUCAGAUACACAGCUGGGGGCGCCUUUACCCACAGAAGAGGAAGGAAAUAGUGCUACUGUCAUUCCUCCAGCACCUAUGGAGAAAUCAAAUGAAAUCAGGGAAGAACACGUGGAUUCUCUCUUCUCGCCAUCAUUUCCAUUUGUAUCUACUGAACCAAGUGAACUGCUGUUUAAUCACAAAGCAACAUCCUUUAUCGCUACAUCAUCUGCUGUCUCACAGUGUGUUACCUUUAAAAAUCACACCAAAGAAAAACUCAGCCUGAUGUGGACCGUUAUCCAAGAUUCCCCUUUCUGUGUUACUCCUUCAUCAUUUGAGUUGGCCCCACUGAAAUCUACCACUGCGCUUGUGACAUAUGAACCAAGACAGAUCAAUGCCCUGCAUGGAGGAGAGCUAGAGUGCUUUGCAUACUGUAAGAUGCCAAAGGAGGAUCCUUCUUCAGAACAAGUCCUUCCAUGUCUGCCUUGUUGUGUGACUGUCAGAGUCAUUAGCCACUCUUUUCAGCCAGGGAAAGAACAUUUCACCCCAUCCUAUAUUUUGAAGCCCCAGCAAGUGGUGUUUCCACCUCUGAGUGUUAUUUCCUAUCGGACCGUGCUACUGCAGAACAACAGCGAUCAGCCUCUCACCUUCUGCCUGAAACACAGAACAAACAGUGACUUGCCAAGGUCUGUGCAUAUGUCACCAGGCUGUGGUUUCAUCCAGCCAGGACAACACCAAAUCCUUACCAUUGGAGCAGUCCCCACUCUGAAUAGUCCCACAGACGGGUUUAACUUACCAUUGCAGCUUAAUGCAGCUCAAUUCACGAAGGAACUGACAGUUGUGAGCUCCUUAAAAAAGCCAUGUGUGUCUUUUGAAAAUAGCAACAGUUUACAUUUCAGCGCUACAGCUGUCGGCUCAAAAUCUGAGCACACCCAUUCCAUCAAGAAUUUAAGCAGCGUGCCCAUCAAGUUUCAGUGGGUCAUUUCAGAGAGAGAUCGGAAUCUUAUCUGGGUUGAACCAGAUGUUGGCAAACUGCAUCCCAAUGAGAGCUCG